Clonostachys byssicola is the source of this 1104-nucleotide messenger RNA. The record is from the annotation of a GenBank genome assembly. NCBI's taxonomy places the organism in Eukaryota, Fungi, Ascomycota, Sordariomycetes, Hypocreales, Bionectriaceae.
AUGUCUCGAGGAUAUCCUGGUCCGCCCCCAGACUAUGGUCCAGGAUAUGGCAAUCCGGAGUAUGCUCAUCCUCACGAUGGUGUCGCGCAAUCGAGGCUUCCAUCGUCAACAGAUCCCAACCUCCGUUGGUAUAUGGACCCAUCACUUCCAAACUCAGAAUAUGCUACGCACUCGCACAUGCAUGGGGGAGCUGGCAGUCAAUCGCUAUCCGGCUUAGCCGGCGAGAAGAGAAGGAAUAAAUUGGGUUAUCACCGUACCUCUGUGGCAUGCAACCAUUGCCGUCGACGGAAAAUUCGAUGUAUUCCAACGCCACACGACUUUCACGGACGCUGCACAAACUGCAUCCGAUUGAAGAAGGAGUGUAGCUUUAUCCCUACCGAUCAACAAGCAAGCGAAGCACAGUCCGGAUCUUUUGAUCCGCAUUCUGAUGGCGGGAUUGCUUCGAAUACGUCCUCUCCUGGCCCGCCCGGGAUAGAAACGAACUCAGACUAUUCGAGCCAUGUUCACCCUGCCUUCCGUGCAGAAACCUCCUCGCCGUGGUCACAGCCUGAUGACCGCAACCCAAGCAUCAGUAGGGGUGGGAUGCACUCGGAUAGUCGUUUUGACUUUGGCGACCAGACAUCCCGAGGUUAUACGCCGACAGGCCAAAAUUCACCAAUGCAUCUCGGCGCUACCAACAACAAUGAACAUUGGAGACGACAGCAUUCUGGCUCCACUACGAACGACCCAGGUCAAGGGAGGUCAUUUGUCCCUGGAACAACCUCCCGGCAGGAUCUGGGAUGGAGAGGCCCAUUACCUCCGGCAGCCGUUUUUGGGGACAAGGCUAGGGGAAGCUCUGGUCGUGUAGGAAACCCUCUUGUACGCCCAGAUGCAAUCCCCUCUUCUGCCCCGGGCUACGCAAACGCAAGUAGCACGCCAAUGGGGGCACCGAUGCAUGACGUGCCUAUCCCAUAUCCGCCGAUGCAGCCAAAACCGUUGCCUUCGCAAGCAUUGGGAACAUGGCACCGCCAAGAUUCUGCUUCUGAACCUCAGUCAAGCUUUUCACCUUGGAUAUACCCACACAACAGUACGAGAAAUGCUGGCAAUGGCUCCUCGGAGAACUAA